UCCGGACCUGCUUUGUCUGUGAAUGAACGCCGUAGUCUGUAGUAGAGAUGUGGACUGAAAUCGGAAAACUACUAUUUUUCCAUUUGUUAGUCAUGGAGCUUCACUCAACAAAAGGAACCGAGGAGGAGUGCGAAGACGGACAGUUUCAGUGCAAUAAUAAGAGGUGUAUACCAACUAUAUGGAGAUGCGACGAUGAUGAUGACUGCUCGGAUAACAGUGACGAGGAGAACUGUCCGAGGAAAACAUGUGCGCCCACAGACUUCGCCUGUCAGAACGGCCACUGCGUGUCUGGUCGCUGGCGCUGUGAUGGAGAGCCCGAGUGUCCAGAUGGGUCAGACGAGGCCGACUCCAUAUGCAUCCGACAGACAUGUCCCCCAGAGAAAUUUGACUGUGGCGGGAAGUGUGUGUCGUUGUCGUGGCGAUGCGACGGUGAGAAGGACUGUGAGAAUGGGGCUGAUGAGGAGGACUGUGCAGCAGAUGCCCGCGCCUGCCCCACUGGUGAGUUCCAGUGCCACAAUCGCAGGUGCCUGGCGCUGCCCUACGUGUGUGACGGGGACGACGACUGCGGCGAUGGCAGCGACGAGGCCAAGUGUGCACCACCCACCUGCGGCCCGCACGAGUUCCGCUGCAACAGCUCCGAGUGUGUGCCGCAGCCCUGGAGCUGCGACGGUGACCCCGACUGCUCCGACGGCUCCGACGAGUGGCCCCAGCGCUGCGGAGCUGCAGGAGGGGGAAAAGGAGGAGGGGCGGAGGGGGGGGGGCGACCCCCCGCACCCCCACCAGCCCGCAAGCUAGAGUGCUCGCCUGGAGAGUUCCGCUGCGGCAGUGGCGAGUGCAUCCGGCCAGCCUGGAGAUGCGACAGAGACCCCGACUGCAAGGACAAGUCGGACGAGGCAGACUGCCCGGUGCUAACGUGUCGGCCCGAUGAGUUCCAGUGUGGAGAUGGCUCAUGCAUCCACGGUACCAAACAGUGCAACAAGGUGCACGACUGUCCUGACCACAGCGACGAGGCUGGCUGUGUCAAUGCGACCAAAUGUGAAGGCCCUCAUAAGUUCCUGUGCAAAAACGGCGAGUGCAUCGACAGUGACAAAGUAUGCGACGGCGCCCGUGACUGCAAGGAUCGCUCAGACGAGCCCAAGAAAGAGUGCGGCUUGAACGAGUGCCAGCUCAACAACGGGGGCUGCUCGCACGUCUGUGUGGACAGGCCCAUUGGCUUCGAAUGCCAGUGCCCAGCAGGGUACAAGCUGCUGGACAAGAGAACGUGUGGAGAUAUCGAUGAGUGUGAGAACCCAGACGCCUGUAGCCAGAUCUGCGUCAACCUCAAAGGGGACUUCAAGUGCGAGUGUCACCUGGGCUACGAGAUGGACCCCGUCAGCAAGACCUGCAAAGCCGAAGGGAAGAGUCCAUAUCUGAUGUUUACCAACCGCCACGAGAUCCGGCGCAUCGAUCUUGUGAAGAGAGACUACACCCAGGUGGUGCCCACGCAGAAGAACGCCGUUGCCCUGGACGUGGACGUGGCCUCCAACCGGAUGUUCUGGUGUGACCGCUUCCACCGGAGGAUCUACAGCGCCUACAUCCACGAGGCCAGCGACCCCUCUCGGCAGCUGACGCUGAUAGACUCGUCCCUGCACUCUCCAGAGGGCCUGGCUUUGGACUGGGUCCAGCACAACCUCUACUGGACAGACUCCGGCGACAGAUCCAUCUCCGUGGCAACAGCCGACGGAGCAAAGCGCAAAGUUCUGAUUGACAGCGACCUGAGUGAACCGCGGGCCAUCGUGGUGGACCCAGACCGAGGCUUCAUGUACUGGUCCGACUGGGGCACCAGGGCCAAGAUCGAGAAGGCCGGCAUGAACGGAGUGGACCGGCAGAUCCUGGUGUCCGAGGGCAUCGAGUGGCCCAACGGGAUCACUCUGGAUCUCUUGAGCAGGCGUCUGUACUGGGUGGACUCCAAGCUGCACCUCAUCUGCAGUGUGGACCUGAGUGGAGCUCAGCGCAGGGUGGUCCUGGCCUCGACCGAGAGGCUGGGUCACCCAUACGCCCUCGCUGUAUUUGAGGAUCGUGUGUAUUGGACUGACCGUGAGAAGGAGGCCGUUUACAGCGCCAAUCGCCUGACUGGACAAGAGCUGACCGCCCUGGCUGAGAACCUCAACGACCCUCACGACAUAAUGGUGGUGCAUGAGCUCCGGCAGCCAAAAGGCGUGGACAGCUGUAACAUGGGUGGGAUAGAGAAUGGCGGCUGUGACUUCUUGUGUCUGAGAGCGCCGCAGAUUACUGAGCACUCGCCCAAGUACACCUGCGCCUGCCCCCACGGAGAAGAGCUGGGGGAAGAUAUGCGCCGCUGUGUCCCCGCUACACCAUCUGCCCAAGACUCCAACUCCACAGCAACGUUGAACACAUCCAUGACCAUCACCAUGGAAACUGCAUCCGUUAUUCCGCCAAACUCCACCGGCCCUAGAGGCCCGGUGGUGGCGACCUCAGAGAUUGCAGUGACUGGCCUCACACCUGCACCCCCCAUCACCAGCAUGGCCGAUGCCCAGCCACCGUCCAACUGGACGCUGCAUCCCAGCAGCAGCAGCAGCAGCAGCAGCAACACCUCUGCUGGAGCCAUCCCCACUGUCCCUGGAGAGAUCAGUAACCUGUCCCAUCACGCUGGCAAUGAGCUGUUUCUCCUUGGCAACAAUCUGACGGUGGCGGUGCUGGGCAUUGUUAUUCCCAUAGUUCCUAUCGUUGCCACAGUGGUCUUCGGCAUGGUGUGUGCCGGCGUCUACCUGGUGUGGCGCAACUGGCAGAGCAAGAGCACCAAGAGCAUGAACUUCGACAACCCGGUCUACCGCAAGACCACCGGCGAGACCGAGGAGGACGAGAUCCACAUCGGCCGGACCGAGGGUCUGGUGGGCCCGCACCACCACCACCACCACCACCCCUCCUACCCUGGCCCCGUGGGGGGCAUGCCCAGCGUGGGGGGCAGCGCCGGGGGGAGUGGGGGCACGUGUCCGCCUUUCAUCGCACUACCCAUGGGCAGCGCACUGCCUGACCCAGCAACGCACUGGUACACCGAGCAGCCCACCAUCGCCGGCCCAAAAUGACAGUCUGUGCACACCCCCCCCCCCCCCCCCCCCCCUUCCCAUCCCCUCCCCCAAGGCAGGAGUGGUGGGACAGAGUGGCUUCCAGGCCAAAGAUUUAACUAGUGUGCUUAGUGGUCAGACUGUGGUCAGAUUGUGACAGUGAGACUCAUUCGCACAUGACAUCCCUGAACAGUGGGCCCACGCUCAGAAGCCCCCCCAAACCAUCUCCCAACCUCACCCCCUUCUCACAGCUCACUGAUGGACGCCUCACUGAACUCGUCCUGACGGUUGUGGGGGGGGGAGGACUGACACAGGCGACCUUCACAUGCCCCCUCGGGGCACUGGAGCCGGAUGCUGUUAAUAGGCAUAAGGUGGCAUCUUCAGUCCCUCACCUGGACUCUAUUGGCUGUGUGUGUGUUCCUAAAGAGGAUAGGUGUGUGUGGUGAUGCUUCAGUGUAAGGCUCCGUCAGGUAAACUGUGACCCUCUUCGCCCCUUUUUCACACAUUGAGUGCGUGCUCUGCACGAGAAAGGAACUGCGUCUGGUUUGUGAUGUGAAGUGAUAACGUGGUGAGAUCUGUCAACGCCUCGUCCCUCUUUGAGAUCUCAAUAAGGAUGCAGGGACGAGAGACCCCUGGGGUCCCUGUUUUUGUGUUCUGUUCUUUCUUCCCCCAGUGGCUCAGCUUUGCCUUUUUUAUUUAUUUAUAUAUUUAUUUAUUCUGGUGUUUAUUUGAUUAUUUUGUCGAAAAGGGACUGAACUGAAUUCGACUAGCCAGCGCUCAGUCAACACACUCACUCUAAACUUGUAUGCCUUGGUGCUCAGCGUACCCACAGGAUGUGUCUGUCAACACCGAUCUGUUUUGGUGGGGAGCAACUGACUGCAAGCCUGGAUCACAGGCAACCUAGUGGGACUGAGUUAGUGAUGGCGUCAGUGGCUCAAAGCAUGUUUGCCGUGCCGGGGGGUGGGGGUGGGGGUGCAUACAUUCCUGAGAGUGUGCAAAAUUAGAGAAUCCUGUCCCUCAAUAACGCUUGGAUUACAGCAUAAAAUAAACAAGAAUCAAAAUACUACGCGGUGUGUGAAGGGUAUAAAAAAAAGUGUUGAAUAUGUAUAUAGAGGCAGCUUAAAAUCAGCUAUGUGUCCGUGAAGUGGAACAAAAUCCGCAGCCUCAGUGCAUCUCAGACUAAAGUGUUUUGCUGUUUAUGUGUACACACAUGGCGUGAUGGUUGGACAAAAUACAGCCAAGAUAUCCACACAGGGACAGGAACAAACCCAACCCGCACGUUUGCAACACAUCUGCACAAAUUUAGGUCCCCAAAACUAGGCUGCCAUUUCUGCUGGUGGGGGCAUAUUUGUACAUGAAAGGAGUCUCUAGCUUUCGCUCACCACGUUUCGUCUCGUUUCGUCUUGUUUCGUCUCGCCCCAUCCUGCUGUGUGGCCCGACGGCCCCCGUGGCCUGGGGAACGGAGCGAAACAGCGCUGCGCUCUCCGCCGUUGUGUUUACCCUCAGCCUGCGCUCUCGCCAUCUGCUUCCCUCUGUCGCAUUCCACACGAGCGUAUGCCGCUUGCUUCCCCCGGGCCCUCCGCUAAGACAGAGGAAGUUGAGCGAGCUCGGUAGUCUGCAUGUGUGGCUCCCAGAGGCCCGGUUAAACUAACCGCUCCGGCUCGUCGACGCCAGCGUUGACGGAUAGGGACAGGCUGGACUCACAGAAGUUUCAGAUCAGAGAGGCCACUGGAGUUUUGAAGUCCGCAUAAGGACUGGAGAGAAGUGGGGUUGCUGGGGCAGCACAGGCGAGGAGUGAUGGAGAGGCGAUAGAAAUCUCUUGUUGUUUUGCCAAACAAUCCGCCAAUCUGUACGUGUUGAGUUCUCUGUAUUGUCUCAGGGAAAUGGAGCAGAAAGAGUGUGUUAGGAAGGAGACAGCAAGAACAGGGAGAAUGUGAUUAUGUCUAAGGGGCAUAUGAGUGUGUGUGUGUGUGUGUGUGUGUGUGUGUGUGUGUGUGUGUGUGUGUGUGUGUGUGUGUGUGUGUGUGAUGAUGUGCCCACAGAAGUGUUUUUUGACAUUGUAGAGCACACAUCAAGGAUGCUUUAUGGAGAGCGAUACAUCAAGGGCUUAACUAAAGGCUAAUUUGCUGCCAUUCAAUACUGCUAGCCGCACACCUUGUCCA
Molecule: messenger RNA, 5227 nt
Organism: Alosa sapidissima (American shad)
Lineage: Eukaryota; Metazoa; Chordata; Actinopteri; Clupeiformes; Clupeidae
Product: low-density lipoprotein receptor-related protein 8-like
Exons: 18
Coding region: 48-3086 (1012 amino acids)
Molecular function (GO): calcium ion binding; protein binding
Source: RefSeq, a predicted model, not a curated record